AGUUCAGGGUGACCACUAGAGGGAAGGAAAACGCGGACUCCGAAGUCAUUUACGUGUAGUUUUGCGAAUUGUCGUAUUCCUUCUAAUAACUCACGGUUUUUAACUUAACGCCGCCCUGAAAGAAAGUUAUCUAAUGGUGGAGAAGCUGGGGAAGCUGCCAUGAUAAACGUCUGCUCGGUGACCUUCGCCUUUUUUCACCAAAACGGUCCAUGACGAGUUUUCCCGCAGGCCCCCCAUCUUUAUACCACAGCCAUAAAGAUUGUGUCAUCUCCCCACAGGAGGGGGGAGUCUGGAGAUGUGCUGCUGCCCUGCAAUGUGCUUGGGGACACGCUGGGGUGGAGCCCCACCCAGCGGCAAGGGAAGCCGAGGAGAUGGGGGCGGGUGUGUAGGGAGGGAAAAAGGUUUGAAGGGGUGGUUUCACAGGGAGCAGAGGCAUUUGAGUCUGGGCGCACAUGCCUCAGCUGUGAGAGGCCCUUCUCCCCUUGGCUGGCUGGCAUCCCAGAGCAGAGGCAUAGAGAGAGAGACAGACUGAGAGGGUAGAGUGUGAGAGACGGAGGGCGAAGAAGAAGAAGAAGAAAGUUAAAGUGUAGAGUAGACUAGGGAGAGGCAAACAAGUGGAAGAGAAAGGAAGAGAAAGGAAAGACCAUCAGGGACUGAGUUCUGUGCAGCGUGGCUCCUGCAGGUCGUUUUUCACUUGUGUAUUUUUAUCUGUAGUUGCAGUUUGUAUUUGGAGUUGACAGCCAUGGCGGACACAGGUGUCAAGAAGGAGCACGCAGCCCUGGCAGAAGUGCUUUAUGACGAUGAUGAUGAUGAGGAGGUGGCUCUGGUGGCCGCCGCCACCGAGCCGGCGGUGGAUGAUGAUGAUGAUGAUGACGACGACGACGACCACGCAGAGGACGUGGACCUGCUGCUGUCCACUGGAGACAAGAGCGAAGCCCAGAGGAACGGGGUCAUGGUUCUCUCUCUGCUCGACAAGAUCAUCGGCGUGGUCGACCAGAUCCAGCAGACCCAGCAUGGCCUGGAGGCGAGGCAGGAGGCCAUGGAGAAGUCCGUGUCGACCAUCCAUGGCGAGCUGGCCAAGCUGUCCAAGAACCACGUCGGCACGGCCAACACCGUCAACAAGAUGCUGGAGAAGGUGCGCAAAGUCAGCGUCAACGUCAAGACGGUGCGCAGCAGCCUGGAGAAGCAGGCGGGCCAGAUCAAGAAGCUGGAGAGCAACGAGAACGAGCUGCUCAAGAGGCGCAACUUCAAAGUCCUCAUCUACCAGGACAAAGUGAAGGCGCCAAAGGGCAAGACGGAGGAGACGGUCGCUGAGGGUAAUGCCGUGGAGGGCCUUCAGCAGAUACCUGAGGAGGGACAAGAGGGAAUCCCAGCCAAUCUCAAUUCAGACGAGGAGGUGGAGAUCGAGGAGAUCAUUGAAGAGUCACGUACCAAGCGCCUCCAACGCACCACCAAGCAGCAAGUGGACAACAUAAAGAAAGCCUUCUCCAAAGAGAAAAUGGAGAAGACCAAACUAAAGACCAAGGAGAACUUGGAGAAGACCAGGCAGAGGACCCGCGAGAACCUGGAGAAGACGAGACAGAAGACCCGCGACAAUCUGGAGAAAACCAAGCACAACCUGGGGCAGAAGAUCGGCAAACUCGGGACCCGCAUGACGCCCAACUUGGAGCGCAGGGCGAAGGUGAAGAGCUCCAAAGAUAAGGUGAAGAAGUCCCUGACCCCUGACCACACGGUCUAUGCACGAUCCAAGACCACCGUGUACCGCGUGCCCCCAUUCACCUUCCACGUCAAGAAGAUCCGAGAAGGGGAGGAGGAGGUGGUGCACACCACGGAGAUGGUGGAUGUGACCGAGGCCGAGGACCAGCCGGGGGGCGAGGAGAACGGGCUCGGUGUACACGUGGAGGUGGAGGAAGGGGAGCUGGUGAGCGUGGACACCCCGGAGAUGGAGGCUCUGUUGGAGGUGAUUGAGGAUUCUCAACUGGUCAGGGUGGAGCCGGAGCACCUCAAGGAGGCACAGCGCGAAUAGAGCGACCCGCUGCUGCAGGAAGGGCAAAAAGGACGGAGAAGGGGAAUAAAGUGUUGAUGAAUGAGUCUAAUCACACAUGGACACAAUAAAAGCCGUAGGGACUUCCUAGAAGUGAUCACAGUCUAUUACAUGUCAUUUGUUUUCUGUUAUCUUUUUAUUGUACCCAAUGGAUGACUUUCAUAUCUGCUCCUCUUUAGCGUAAAAAUGAGAAAAACGACUCUAGCUUUUGACUGGUUAACUUAGACUUGUGUUUUAAGAAUAUUUGCCGUUUGUUGUUGGUUUGAUAAAUCGAAGAGCUAAUAUGAAGAGAAAAAAGGUAUAAAUAGUCUUUGCUAUUGAAGUGUAAUGUAUAUUAUAAUAUUUACUAUGUAUGAUAUGCACAUUCAUAGGAAGGGUAACAGUAAGUUGUUGGCAAGGCCACGACAUUAUAACUGGUAACUGGUUUUGAUGUUGUGGCUGAUCUGUGUAUUUUAAACUCAAGUCGAGCCUGGAAGCCAAUGGAAAUGAAGUGGAAACUACAAAAAAAUAUUUUUAAAUCACACUACCGAUGGCUCAGAAUUAAUUCUUUCAAAACAGGAUGUACACCAGAUAGGGUUUCAAUAUUGUGGCUGAUCAGUGUAAUCUCAUGUGGUUGAUAGAAGUGAUGUGCAAAUGUGAAACAAAAAUAACUAACACAAAGGCAAGGAUUGGGACUAAGAAAUAAUGAACUGAGGAGUCAGGAGGAUUUUACAAAAACAUUACCCACAAUAAUGCACAAUGUGCCUUAGGGCAAAAUAAUUAUCCAGGCCUUGAUACCAAAUGUUUUAUUUCUCUGCUCUUUGUAAUUUAAAUUACAAAUGUGAAGUACUGAAAAUGGAAGUUUGAUGUCUGUUGCAUUAUACCGCGAAUAUACUGGAAAACUGACAAAAAUGUAUCAGAAUAUUGAAACACUCAAUGGUUGAAGCUCAGAAACUGUUCUGAACUUGUGAUCAUAAGACCUCAAGUUUAACAUAAAAAUAGAAAAAUUGAUUUAAGCGCUCUUGCUUCUCCAUCUGGAUUCCUUAGUUGGCCGCUUAUUUCAUCUGAACUUCAACGAAAUACAAAAAGUUGAUAUAAAUGACAUUUAGAAUGUAUUAACCUUUGCUGUUAUUUACCUGUACGAUGCACACUUGAAAACAUGUCAUCAUUUACUGUAACGCAUUCAUUCACCAUUGUCACAAAUUGUAAGUUUCACAUACCACACACUGCUGCACGAAAGAAAAGAAGAGGAAGAAAAAAAAACUGUUGGGUCACCAUGGAUACAGCUCAUUAUUGUACAUUAGUGCCAGCCAUAUUCAAUUUUUCCCAAGGUAAUUGCAGGCAGGAGAAUUAUGGUUCCAAAGCGGCGAGAUGACAGUUUAAUGACUGACUGCAUAACACGUGGAGAUGGAAAUGUCAUUUUAAACGCCGCUGGAGGCAGACGGCACGCUGCCAGGUAUUAUGAAUGGCACGGUGCUUUGACAAAUGUCAGACCACCGCAAAAACAGCACAGCACAGCCUUGUCCGCUAAACGUUUUCACAGAGACCAGGUGCAAGCUUGUGUGCUUCCUCUGAAUUAUUAAAGGAAUGUCCCCUAUGGUCAGGAGAAAAAAAAUACAACUGUGACAGAAAAACUGAAAAAAAAACAUGAUUCACCAAAUGAUUUUACUGUAGAGAGCUAUGUUAAUUGGAUUUGUGAUUAUUCUGAACCUGAUGCAAACAGACUAUUGGCAGUGCUCAAUCAUUCAUUGCGACUUUUGAUGAUGUAAGGCAAGAUUGGAAACGAGGUGAAGGUCCAUGGAUCCUCCAUUUUCCUGUCCACAGACUGUGUAUGUGACCUUGAUGUGGUGUAGGCACACGGAAGCCCAUAACAGCAUUAGAAGAAUCAAUAGGCUGGGGGAUGCAAUUAAGGAGAGUGCUCCUGAGCAGGGUAGAGAACUAUGAGAAGGACAAAGAGAGAGAGAUGUUUGUGUUUGUGAUUGUGAAGAGUAUGUGCUCACCAUAUACCCAUAUUUUUGUGAGACUUUCAAGUUUGUCAGCAUCGAGUGAGAAAUUCCACAAUUAAAUCACAUAGGCAUAUAGUUAUUAUGGUAUAUUUUUAUUGUGUCUCUACUUUGUGUCGCACAUAAAAAUACUUGUAAGAUAUUGGUGCCUUUGAAAAAUGAUGUUUAUGCCAUCAUGUACAUUUUUAUAAGCUGUUGGUUAUUUAAAAAAAAUAAACUAAUGUUGCAAGUGUUAUGUAGGUCAUGCACAGCUAAUAUAGAAACAAUGUAAUUUGAAAGAAAAGUAAAAAAAGAUUAUUAGUCACAGAAAACAAUUUUAUGCAUAAUAACCAUAGGUGAGUAAUUCAUACUCUGAUAAUGAAGCUUGCCUUUCCUGUUGUGUUUUAAGGCCUCGUUUUGCCUAGUCACUUCUUUGAAAAAAAAUAAAAGCUCACUGAAUAAUA
Molecule: messenger RNA, 4469 nt
Organism: Scophthalmus maximus (turbot)
Lineage: Eukaryota; Metazoa; Chordata; Actinopteri; Pleuronectiformes; Scophthalmidae
Gene: cavin1a
Product: caveolae associated protein 1a
Exons: 3
Coding region: 743-2026 (427 amino acids)
Biological process (GO): termination of RNA polymerase I transcription; transcription initiation at RNA polymerase I promoter
Cellular component (GO): cytoplasm; caveola
Molecular function (GO): rRNA primary transcript binding
Source: RefSeq, a predicted model, not a curated record